AUGACCGUGGUGGAGAAAGCUGGGAAGAAAGUGAUGGUGGCAAUUGAUGAGAGCAAGUCCAGGUACCAUGCCCUCAUGUGGUUGCUCCAAAAUCUCAGGGAAACCAUCAACAGCUCUGGCAAUCCUCUGCUUAUUUUCAUGGUUCAGCCAUCUCCAGGCACUAAUCCCAAUGUCUUCGCUGCUCCUCUUGCUGAGUAUGUGAAGUCUGUCCAAGAACAGAACAGGGUGGUUUCAAUGGGGAUUUUAGAGAAAGCUAAGGGUAUCAGUACCAGUCAUGGGGUAAAAGCAGAAACAAUAUUAAUAGCAGAGGUUGGGGAUCCUAAAGAGGCAAUUUGUAAUGCAGUUGAAAAUACAACAUCAAUCUACUUAUUUUAG
Messenger RNA from Camellia sinensis, 375 nucleotides. RefSeq lists its product as uncharacterized. The record is from RefSeq and is a predicted model, not a curated record. Lineage: Eukaryota; Viridiplantae; Streptophyta; Magnoliopsida; Ericales; Theaceae.